Messenger RNA from Fusarium coffeatum, 2559 nucleotides. RefSeq lists its product as uncharacterized. Lineage: Eukaryota; Fungi; Ascomycota; Sordariomycetes; Hypocreales; Nectriaceae. Bases 1 to 2559 code for a protein of 852 amino acids. The record is from RefSeq and is a predicted model, not a curated record. The transcript has 3 exons.
AUGUCGGUCUCACCGUCUGGCUCUCCGCCUCGUCGGGCAUUGCAUGAGCGCAGUAAUUCAGAAAACAAUUCACAGAACAAUCGCCUCGGGAUCCGCCUUGUCCCUUACAGUCCGCCACGGGUUGCCUCAGAUGGCACUGUCACAUCGUCUAAGACAAUCACUCAGGCUGAUGCGAAUGCUGAGACCGAUACGGAACUUGAUCAGAGUCAGACAUACUCCCCGUCGCAUUCCUUCAGUCCUCAGCUUGAAACACCAUCACCAUCCCUGCAAAGGACCCGGGCGAGAACAACCGUGGUAUCUCCGUCACCAUUGAAGGGCCCAAUUCGAUAUCCGUCAUCCGAUUUUGAACCAAGCCAAUCUUCCUGGACACCCCAUUAUGAUACCGAUGCUGAUGAUCAAGCCUCUUAUGCUUCACGCCCACCUUCUCGUGGACCUUCAGCUUCACCAAGACCCGCCUCUCGCAAAAAGGUCAUCAAAGUCAACCCUGACAAGACCUUCUCUGUACAAUAUCACAAUGCUUCAAUGUCUUCAAGAGUCGAGUCUCUCUGGUCUCUUCCUCCAUCUUUCACCACCGGCAACACUUCUUACGGCCGAGAAUCCAUAGGCACGCAGGGCACGAUAGGCGAGGAUCGUCAAAGCCGGCCAGCUUCACCUUUGACUCCGCUUGCUGAACGUGAACCAAGUUCUCCAGUUAUUUCGUCGCGGACCCAAGACCCAUCAACCCCCGACACCUCGCCCUGGAACUACCGGUUAUUCGGAGGCCUGCGUAAAGUACCCAAAACUCCCGACGUGAAGCAAAAGCAACCGCAAACUCAAGAUGCUCCGCCAGAGUUGCCUCUCCCUACACUGCCUGAGGUUGAUCUUCCUGUUCCUGAAGCAGGCCCCUCUUCUAAGUGGCUUAAUGAGAAGACAUCGUUUCAUUCUUCAUCGUCCGAUCAAACAAGAACCACUGUCUCUGAAAGAACCAACAUCAAAACAUAUGGACAAAGCUCCCCAGUCAACGUCGCCGACUUGCGUAGUCUGCCACCAUCGUCGAUACAUUCCAACAUCGAACUUAUUGGCGAUCCGUCUUCAGCAGAAGCCUCCUUAUAUGCCAGCACUCGACCACCGACCGAAGACAGCAACGUCAAUUUCGUCACCCACUCGGCCUCUUCAUCUAUCGUAGCUGUCAGACAUCGUGUACAGCCCGAAUUCUCACAAGAGAGUUUAGUUGUCGCUCCUUUACAGCCACGGAAAAGAAGAUCUUCCGAUACCUUUGCCCUCGCCAGAUGUCGAUCUCGUGACACCAUUCGAUCUCGAUCCGCAUCAAUAACCUCUCUGUCGACCAUUUUCACCCAGGAGGCCACUCGUGCACUUUUUGUUGGGCCACCGACAGUACUCCAGCACGCUGGUCCAUCGUGGCACGAUCUCCAAAGCCGACCUCAAUCACGCCCUCAUCAAUGGAGCGGUCAAUUAUCAACAGUCAUGUCAGAAAGCGAGGGUGGCAGCAGUGAGCCCGCAUCUCGUGCUCUUUCGCUUUCUUCUGUUCCCCGUCGGCGUGGUAGUGACCACAGCAAGCAUGUUCUGAGCAUGACUUCCUCACUUUUCGGCCUUGAAGAGCACAUCGAAAGUCCUUCACCUUCCAGGGGCAAUACCCCUUCCCAUUCGAGGAACAACUCUCUGGAACCCCCUUCUGCAACCCAUGCCCGAAACUCAGCCCGUGAUCCCGCGACCGGCACAAUCCGUUUGGUUCGCGAUCAUGAUGAAGAUGGCGAUGGCCUUGCUGAUUUGGAAGUACUCCAUCACCGCUCUUCGCGAACUCGAUUGGGACGGUUUUUGUCAAGCCAUGCCUCCGACCGCAGCCUACGAUCAACUGCCAGUUUCAACGCUGCUGUUCCUGCUUGGGCUAAGGUUUACUAUGGCAGUGGUGAGCGCAAAUGGCUGGCCGCGCAGCCUUCCAUGGAGUCCAUGUAUGACUCUGACUUCAACGACAGCGAGCUUCACGAGCCUCAACUUAGCCGAUCGCCCAGCCAGGAUGCCAAUGCCACCAACAUUCGUAAUCCCAGACGCCGACCUCGCGACUUGUUUCCUCGACAACAUUCAGCUACGGGCUCCAUGGGUGUCAGCGCGGCACCAGCUCACCCGGUGAUGGCGGUCGUUCGCAAUAUCAAGAAGCAAACUUCCAGCAUCUGGUCGCCUCACUUGGCACGGGAUCGACGACCUGCUCAGAUCAGCAUCUGGCAGCCUCCGGCUUCAGAAUGGGAAUCUAGGAGUGAACUAACUGGCCGACGUAAUGCUCAGGUCACCAUGUUUGUCGUGGGAUUUGUUUUCCCACUGGCCUGGAUGCUGGCUGCAUUCAUUCCUAUCAAGGCGGCUACUACUGAGACAGAUGAUAUUGAGCGCAACAACAGUACGUCAAAGUUAGACGGAACCCAAGUGAACGGCAGAGAGGAUGCCGUUUUUACGAGUGCAAUCUGGUGGAGGAAGGUCAACCGAGGCAUGUCUAUCAUCGGUUUGCUCAUCCUUGGCGCCAUCAUUGCGCUCAUCGUGAUAGGCGUUAAACAACGCUGGGGACAAUGA